Molecule: messenger RNA, 302 nt
Organism: Zonotrichia leucophrys gambelii
Lineage: Eukaryota; Metazoa; Chordata; Aves; Passeriformes; Passerellidae
Gene: ABHD16A
Product: abhydrolase domain containing 16A, phospholipase
Exons: 4
Source: RefSeq, a predicted model, not a curated record
UACCCGGAAGCGCCGCCACUUCCGGCGCCGCCGUCAUGGCGAAGCUCCUCAGCUGCGUCCUGGGCCCGCGGCUUUACCGGGUCCAUCGGCCCCGGCCGCCCGGGCCGGCCCCGGGGAGCGGCGGCGGCGGCACCGAGCGCGGGGAGCCGGCCUGGGACUCGUAUUACCAACCGCGGGGGCUGGAGAAGCACACGGACAGCGUCCUGGCCCUGGCCUCGGUGCUCUGGUCCAUCUCGUACUACGCCUCCCCCCUGGCCGUGUUCUACCUGUACCGGAAAGGCCUGCUGACCAUGUCCCGCGUG